AUGGAGUCGGAAACAAGGAAGAAAAAUGCUUCGCCGAGGAUCCAGAGGAGGGCACCUGUUUCUAGUGCCAGCCCGGUCCCACCCCGAAAACACGUCUAUUUCGGCGGCUUUUCCCCGAACGCGCGAACGAACCCGGAAUUCGAGGAGGUAGAAGCUCGAUUCCCUCCGGCUGUCCCGGGCAGCAAUCCUGUCACCAGUCAACAGUAUAGUAUGCACUACGCCUCGCAAGACGAUUUACGGCGACGGAAUGAUGCCGAUUUCUCGGAUUCGCUGGCCAGGCAAAAUCGUGUGAAUCGCCAUGUGACGCAUGUGACGAUCAGGGAGCCGCCGUCCCCAUCCCGAUCGAGCGAACGCCGCGACGCCUACGGUGUUAAUGGAUACGUAGAAAGAGCUGAUGAAGCGAUGGAUCCGCGGUUACCCCAGGCUACUUCUUCCGCUGCGCAGUUGUAUGUUUUCAACCAUCCAAACGGGCCAAAUCAGCCAGAUGACCACAAGGCGAUUUUUGGCUACUCGGUCCCUUUAAGUUCGAUUCUGUUGAUUCAAGGGAUUGUUCAUUUGGUCGUUAUUUGCAGAUCAGAAGAGGCAGAGAAUCGCCACCGAUCGAAAUCGCUGACCGAUUUGAUGGCCAAUGGCGAGCCCCAUCCCGUCAAG
Messenger RNA from Mesorhabditis spiculigera, 651 nucleotides. NCBI's taxonomy places the organism in Eukaryota, Metazoa, Nematoda, Chromadorea, Rhabditida, Rhabditidae. The record is from the annotation of a GenBank genome assembly.